Messenger RNA from Mycosarcoma maydis (corn smut), 3378 nucleotides. RefSeq lists its product as uncharacterized. Gene Ontology annotation, biological process: DNA-templated transcription; regulation of DNA-templated transcription. The record is from RefSeq and is a predicted model, not a curated record. The transcript has a single exon. Lineage: Eukaryota; Fungi; Basidiomycota; Ustilaginomycetes; Ustilaginales. The coding region runs from base 1 to 3378 and encodes 1125 amino acids. Gene Ontology annotation, molecular function: DNA binding; DNA-binding transcription factor activity, RNA polymerase II-specific; zinc ion binding.
AUGCCGUCGUCUCCGCAUCCAUACCGUGCUGCAGCACAUCAGCUCCAACACCCUGAACAUGCAUCUUACUCGCCAUCGCCGCGCGCAGCUCCACUCUAUGCCCCCGCAGCACGCUCCUCCCACGUCUAUCGUAGCGCAUCCAAUGCGUCCAGCCCCGAAGCGUUUAGCGAUCAUGAUCUGGCCAGGAAAGCCCCCAGCCCCUCCUCCGCCAAAGCAUCCACAUCUCGUCUAUCCUCAGUUGCAUACGAUGCCGAUCUACCGCGUCGUCCAUCGCCCACGAAACGUCGCAAACCGUCGGAUGAUUUCCCCGCUGUCGCUCUCGCUCUCGCUUCUUCUGCCAACUCGCCCUCCAGCGCCACCAAGAAUACUUCCACCGACGCUUCAGACCCAAAUGCGCCUGACUCGAAACCCUCAACUAGGGUUGCAAAGGCGUGCCAUCCUUGCAGCACCAAGAAACGAAGAUGCGAUGGCCGACAACCGGAAUGCUCCGUCUGUCAGGUCUUGGGCACUCCUUGCACCUACAAUCACACAGGCCUCAAACGAGGUCCCCCCAAAGGCUUCCGCUCGGGACCCAAAGAGUCGGCGAGAGCCAAGCUUGUGCGUACGCUCGAAACAACCAUCCGCGAUCUCGUCAAUCACCUUGGCAAACGAGAUGCAGGUGCCGAAAUCGUUCGUGUCUCAGGAGAGCGCGAGCUACCCAUUGCUGAAUUUCUGUCCACCGACGCAGAGUAUGGAGAGGCAGCAUCAGCUCACACACAGCCAAGAUCGAGCACCGACAUAGACAGGCGCGCGAGCUCGAGGAUCAAGAUCGAACAUCUCACUUCAGAUGCCACCACCAGUCGGUUCAACCCUUCUCGGGACUCGGAUGGUGGUGAGGACGAUCCUGCCGCUGAGGCCGAAGAGGAUGUGAUUGGUGAAACGCGACAAGGCGAACUCGUCUACCGCGGAUCGAGUUCUGGAAUCGGCAUUUUGCAACGCCAGCAUCGCGCCGAAUCGCCCUCUGCGAUGGGUCUAUCCGCUAACCGCUCAGUAGCAUCGAGCUCAUCUGCACCGUUUCGGCCUCGAUCUGGCGACAACCAGCUUUCGGCCGACGGUGCAGCACAUGGAAAAGCGCCUGUCUUCUUGCCCAAAUCGUCUCCGAGAUCACCGAGACCUGUCGGAGACGUCGAGACGUUCAGCUCUCACGAUCGCUCUCCUCGUGUCAGCAAAACUACCUGUAGAAAGGACGCCACCAGUUUGUAUCCCGCAACUAGUCGCGAUGGCUACGCCUCGACCAGUCAUGUAUCCAACGAGGAUCCGAUGGUUUCGGAAGAAGAGAAUGAUCGUCUGUUUCGGUACUACUGGCAAGGCUUUCACCCAUUCUAUCCGAUCCUGUACAAGCCGUGGUUCAGCGGCUUUGCACGCGAUGAGCUUCGGGAGAUGCUUGAGCCAAGCCUUCUGUUUGCCAUCUAUGCGAUCGCAGCAUGCGUUGUCCCCGGAAAUGCGCUUCAGAGCUCGGCGGACACAUUGGGCGAAUCGGCGCACAAGCUCAACCUGGAACGUGCACAACUCUUCUGCCAAGCAGCCGAAAGUCGUGUUCUUGCCAAACGACUGCGACCGGACAUUGCAUCCAUCCAGACGUGCUGGCUGCUAAGCCUCUACUCGCAUGGCACCGGUGAUCUAUCACGCGCAUGGAAUUUUCAAAACCUCGCCAGUUCCAUGGCGGUCGACAUGGGGUUGCACAGAUGGCCUAUCUACCGUCCCGAGAUCGUGCAGGAUCGUGUACAGCGCGAGACACGCAUCCGCGUCAUUUGGCACUGCUACAUUGUAGAUAAGCUGCUCUGCGCCGAGAUGGGCCGUCCUGUAGGUCUGCGUGCUAAGGACAUCGACGUGCCGCUCCUAUCGGAAACGGAAGAGGAUGAGUUUGAGCUGUGGUCCGAUCAGACCGAGAUGCAGUCCACUGCACACCAAGUGGCAACCGCUGCGCCUUGGCGAAGGCUGCACGCUCCGUCAUGCCUGAAUUGGGGGGUGCACUUGUUCAAGAUUGUCGAACGGAUUCUGGACGAGGUUCACUCGCUGCGACGAAAAGCAUUGCUUCGAAGGCAGGGAAAAGAGCAGGUGCUGGCCGAGCUCGACCGACAGCUGACCGAGUGGAAGCACAAACUGCCACCGCAUCUGCAUCUCGACGACAGCACUCACGAUGGGCCUUUCCCGAGCUUCUUUGCUCUCAACUUGUGGUACUACACGGCGCGACUGUUGCUUCAUCGACCGUUCAUCCCGCAGGAAGAAGGGCUAGCCAUGUCCAAGGUGCUCGAAAACGACAGUCAUCGACAAAGCACGCUCGCCGCCAACACCAUCUGCGACUUGUUGGAAGCGUCGUCGCGAGACAUUGUCGAUCGACUCUCGACGGAUCUGGGCUACUGUCUGUUUACCGCGGCAGUCAUGUUUGUAUUCAACGCGCGAUUGCCGGAGCGCAAGAUUGCGUCGGACGCCAGGAGGAGGUACGGACUGUGCAUGCAGUGGUUGAAAAAGUUGGCUGACACGUGGCCGGCUGCAUCGGCGCAUCGAUUGCUGCUGGAUGGGUUUGCUGUUGUAGGAGAAGACGCUUCGAAGCAAGGCGCAGAUGCGCAGCGACGACGGCCAAGUAUUGCAGCGCUGCAAGCGGCUAGUUCGGGCGCCGGCAUGGCUACCUCUUCGAAAGUAUCGACUUGGAUCGCCGAGACCGAAGGUGCGCUGCAAGAGUCUAGCGUGCACCCGAAUCUGGGCAUUGCAUCGUCUCAAGAUCGAAAGCCUCUGGCGACGACACCGUUGGGUCAGCAGGGUCAAGCCGGUCCGCAGAACAACUAUAACAACAUGCAGCUUUCGGCCAACAAUUGGAACCAAUUUGCCCCGGGCAUCUUUGACGUCGAGUCCUUCUUUUGGAACGAGAAUGCGGCCAACGCAUCUGCUUUGAUCGGGGUCAACUUGCCACAGCUGCCAGCGACAGGUGGCCAGGCGGCGGUACCACCGCAAGCGGGGCUGCAAGCUAUCGCGUAUGGUGGGUUCAACGGAGGCCUGCUGGAUGGAGGCGGUGCAGGGGGAUUUCCGAUGGCCAACACGAUACAGUCUACACCCACAUCGGCAACUGGAGGCGUACCGUACUCGAUAGGCUACGCUGCGCCCCAAUCAAGUAUGGUACCAGACAUGGACUCUGCGCAGCAACAAAGCGCGCAGAUGUCUGGUGUUGCUGUUGGAACCAACGUUGCAGUGGCUGCAGCCGCUCAGCCGGGCACACAAGCAGCGCGCACGCACGAGCAGCAAGCGGUCAACACUUCGCCGUUUAGCUUUCAGCCAACCAACCAAAGCUUCGGUGAAUUCUGGAGCAUGCUUGAGUUGCCGCCUGCUUUCCUGCAGCAGUAA